Messenger RNA from Sardina pilchardus (European sardine), 1352 nucleotides. RefSeq names its product ADP-ribosylation factor-like protein 4D. The record is from RefSeq and is a predicted model, not a curated record. Gene Ontology annotation, cellular component: cytoplasm; plasma membrane. Gene Ontology annotation, molecular function: GTPase activity; GTP binding. Lineage: Eukaryota; Metazoa; Chordata; Actinopteri; Clupeiformes; Clupeidae. The coding region runs from base 144 to 752 and encodes 202 amino acids. Gene Ontology annotation, biological process: intracellular protein transport; vesicle-mediated transport. The transcript has 2 exons.
UAUCACGGACAGAGGAGAGGUCACAUCAAGCUGCGGGCGACGACUUGACGGCAGAGCAACAAAACGUUGCAGAAAGAUUUCAAUUAAGUACACGAAAGGAAGAGUGUGCUGCAGUCAAGGCUUCAGAGACUGACAUAUACAGAAUGGGAAAUCAACUGACCGAGAUGUCCCCCAACACACCCCUCCUACCAAACCUCAAGCCUGUGCACAUAGUGGUGCUUGGCCUCGAUGCUGCAGGGAAGACCUCCCUGCUCUACCGGCUCAAACUGCGUGAAUUUGUGGAGACCAUCCCGACCAAGGGCUUCAACAUGGAGCGCAUCAAAGUGUCCGUGGCAGCUGGCAGCUCCAGGACCGCGACCUUCCAGGUGUGGGACGUCGGCGGGCACGAGAAACUCCGACCGCUGUGGAAGUCGUACACGCGCCGGACCGACGGGGUGGUGUUUGUGGUGGACUCCAACGAAACGGAGCGCCUGGAGGAGGCCAAAGCUGAGCUCCAGAAGGUCUGCCGGGUGCCAGAGAACCAGGGCGUGCCCGUCCUGGUCCUGGCCAACAAGCAGGACCUCCCGCUGGCCAUGAACGAGCAGGAGGUGGAGAAGGCCCUGGGCCUGCACGAACUGAGCAACUCCACGCCGCACCACACGCAAGGCUGCAGCGCGCUAGACGGCCAGGGUCUCCAGACGGGCUUGGAGAGGCUUUACGAGAUGAUCCUCAAGAGAAAGAAAAGCAACAGGAGCAGUAGGAAGGGAAGAUGACCUGUUUCAUUUGACCCCCAUCCCAGUUGGGAGAAGUGACCAGACAAAGAACAUAGCAUCGCAAAAGGAAAAGGCCCCUCCACUGUGAGGCCAAAGCCUGUUGACGUGGCUUGGAUUCAAUGGGGAAUCCAGCCGAUGGCAAAGGUGAAAAGGUGCAGACAUGUUUGUUUUAGUGUGGGGACUGGAUCUACACGAGACGUACAGAACUGCCAAUAUCCACACUGGGGCUGGCCCUCGGUUCUAGUGACUGGACUGCUGUUGAACCAGUCAGUCGCUGAUCAUGUUGCCAAAGUGGUUACGAAGUACAAAGAACUCUUUUAUUUGGUGUUUCACUGCACUGUAAUUGACUGUUCUGUGGUGUGGUGUUGGCUUGGCGUAUAAAAAGAGCAGGAAAAUGAUAGGUUACACUAUUGUAAUGGGAGAGGAACACUAGUUUUGAAGUCAAGACCUACGAUUGAACUGUUAUAUUAUAAAGAUGUGGACUUUGAGUAUUUGAGCUGUGCUCAAGCUUUCCUUUUUUUUUUAUAUUGAGAACAAAAUCAUGUGCCUCUGUAUUUUUGUUCUGUAUCAAAAUAAAUUAUUGACAUUUUUUAAACAGAA